UACUAUAAAUACUAUUUUUUAAUUUAAAAAUAAAUGAAUUAUGAGGGUGAUCGUAUAUACAUAAACCAUUGUAACCAAGGAAGUGUCAUUAGUUAUUCAGAAUUUAACACUUAAAAUAAAAAUGAAGAAUUGGCAAAUUAUAUCUGUUCUAUUGAUAAUAUUGUGUUUGAUAUUUAACGAAGCAAUUCAUCAUAAAAGUUCGGAUGACGAACAGACAUGCCAAUAUGAGGAAGGUACAAGAAAAGCUGCAGAAAAUGAAAACUUGGAAUUGUUCAAAUAUGCACAUAAAAAUGAAUAUCCGUGGGAUGAAAGCACAACAGAAACAGCUGCUUCUAGUGGUAAUUUAGAAUACUUAAAAUAUGCUUAUGAAAAUGGCUGCCACUGGGAUAGUCAUACAACGACUGCAGCUGCCAAAAGAGGAGAUUUAAGUAUUUUAAAAUAUGCACAUGAAAAGGAAUGUCCAUGGGAUGAAAGCACAACAGAAGCAGCUGCUUCUAGUGGUAAUUUAAAAUGCUUAAAAUAUGCUUUUGAAAAUGGCUGUAAAUGGGAUGAACGUACAACCACUGCUGCUGCCAAAAUAGGUGAUUUAAAAAUGUUAAAAUAUGCACAUAAAAAUGAAUGUCCAUGGGAUGAAAGCACAACAGAAGCAGCUGCUUCUGGUGGUAAUUUCGAAUGCUUGAAAUAUGCUUUUGAAAAUGGCUGUAAAUGGGAUAGUCGUACAACAACUGCGGCUGCCAAAAUAGGUGAUUUAAAAAUGUUAAAAUAUGCACAUGAAAAUAAAUGUCCAUGGAAUGAAAGGACAACAGAAGCAGCUGCUUCUAGUGGUAAUUUAAAAUGCUUAAAAUAUGCUUUUGAAAAUGGCUGUAAAUGGAAUACACGUACAACCACUGCAGCUGCCAAAAUAGGUGAUUUAAGUAUUUUAAAAUAUGCACAUGAAAAGGAAUGUCCAUGGAAUGAAAGGACAACAGAAGCAGCUGCUUCUGGUGGUAAUUUCGAAUGCUUGAAAUAUGCUUUUGAAAAUGGUUGUAAAUGGGAUAAACGUACAACUACAGCAGCUGCCAAAAGAGGAGAUUUAAGUAUUUUAAAAUAUGCAUAUGAAAAGGAAUGUCCAUGGAAUGAAAGGACAACAGAAGCUGCUGCUUCUGGUGGUAAUUUAGAAUGCUUAAAAUAUGCUUUUGAAAAUGGCUGUCAAUGGGAUACACGUACAACUACAGCAGCUGCCAAAAGAGGAGAUUUAAGUAUUUUAAAAUAUGCACAUGAAAAGGAAUGUCCAUGGAAUGAAAGGACAACAGAAGCAGCUGCUUCUGGUGGUAAUUUCGAAUGCUUGAAAUAUGCUUUUGAAAAUGGCUGUCAAUGGGAUGAACGUACAACCACUGCCGCUGCCAAAAUAGGUGAUUUAAAAAUGUUAAAAUAUGCACAUGAAAAUGAAUGUCCAUGGGAUGAAAGUACAACAGAAGCAGCUUCUUCUAGUGGUAAAUUAGAAUGCUUAAAAUAUACAUUUGAAAAUGGCUGUAAAUGGGAUAGUCGUACAACAACUGCGGCUGCCAAAAUAGGUGAUUUAAAAAUGUUAAAAUAUGCACAUGAAAAUAAAUGUCCAUGGAAUGAAAGGACAACAGAAGCAGCUGCUUCUAGUGGUAAUUUAGAAUGCUUAAAAUAUGCUUUUGAAAAUGGCUGUAAAUGGAAUACACGUACAACCACUGCAGCUGCCAAAAUAGGUGAUUUAAAAAUGUUAAAAUAUGCACAUGAAAAUGAAUGUCCAUGGGAUGAAAGUACAACAGAAGCAGCUUCUUCUAGUGGUAAAUUAGAAUGCUUAAAAUAUACAUUUGAAAAUGGCUGUAAAUGGGAUGAACGUACAACCACUGCUGCUGCCAAAAUAGGUGAUUUAAAAAUGUUAAAAUAUGCACAUAAAAAUGAAUGUCCAUGGGAUGAAAGCACAACAGAAGCAGCUGCUUCUGGUGGUAAUUUCGAAUGCUUGAAAUAUGCUUUUGAAAAUGGCUGUAAAUGGGAUAGUCGUACAACAACUGCGGCUGCCAAAAUAGGUGAUUUAAAAAUGUUAAAAUAUGCACAUGAAAAUAAAUGUCCAUGGAAUGAAAGGACAACAGAAGCAGCUGCUUCUAGUGGUAAUUUAAAAUGCUUAAAAUAUGCUUUUGAAAAUGGCUGUAAAUGGAAUGAACGUACAACCACUGCUGCUGCCAAAAUAGGUGAUUUAAAAAUGUUAAAAUAUGCACAUGAAAAUAAAUGUCCAUGGAAUGAAAGGACAACAGAAGCAGCUGCUUCUAGUGGUAAUUUAGAAUGCUUAAAAUAUGCUUUUGAAAAUGGCUGUAAAUGGAAUACACGUACAACCACUGCAGCUGCCAAAAUAGGUGAUUUAAAAAUGUUAAAAUAUGCACAUAAAAAUGAAUGUCCAUGGGAUGAAAGUACAACAGAAGCAGCUGCUUCUAGUGGAGAUUUAGCAUGCUUAAAAUAUGCUUUUGAAAAUGGCUGUAAAUGGGAUGAACGUACAACCACUGCGGCUGCUAUAAUAGGUAAUUUAUGUAUAUUAAAAUAUGCACAUGAAAAUGAAUGUUCAUGGGAUGAAUACACAACAGAAGCUGCGGUAGAUAAUGGUAAUUUAGAAUGCUUAAAAUAUGCUCAUGAAAAUGGCUGUAAAUUUAAUCAAAUUAGUAUUGCAAGAAAUGCUAUAUAUAGGGAUAAUCUCGAAAUAUUAAAAUAUGCUCACGUAAAUGGAUAUGAAUUCGAUGAAGACAUAAUUAAUGUAGUUGGCUCUUCAUGUAGUCGUCAUAUUAUUAAAUAUGUCUUUGAAAAUGGAUAUGCAUGCAAUAUAAGUACAACUUAUAUGACUGUAAAAUAUGGUAAUCUUCAAAAUUUAAGAUAUUUACAUGAAAAUAGAUGUCCGUGGGAUGAAAGCAUAACAAAAAUUGCUGCCAUUAAAGGCAAUUUUGAAUGUUUAAAAUAUGCUUAUGAAAAUGGAUGUCCGUGGGAUGAAAGCACAACAGAAGCAGCUGCUUCUAAUGAUCAUUUCGAAUGCUUGAAAUAUGCUUUUGAAAAUGGCUGUAAAUGGGAUAGUCGUACAACAACUGCGGCUGCCAAAAGAGGUGAUUUAAAAAUGUUAAAAUAUGCACAUGAAAAUGAAUGUUCAUGGGAUGAAAGCACAUCAGAAGCAGCUGCUUCUAAUGGUCAUUUCGAAUGCUUGAAAUAUGCUUUUGAAAAUGGCUGUAAAUGGGAUAGUCGUACAACAACUGCGGCUGCCAAAAGAGGUGAUUUAAAAAUGUUAAAAUAUGCACAUGAAAAUGAAUGUUCAUGGGAUGAAAGCACAACAGAAGCAGCUGCUUCUAAUGGUCAUUUCGAAUGCUUGAAAUAUGCUUUUGAAAAUGGCUGUAAAUGGGAUAGUCGUACAACAACUGCGGCUGCCAAAAGAGGUGAUUUAAAAAUGUUAAAAUAUGCACAUGAAAAUGAAUGUUCAUGGGAUGAAAGCACAACAGAAGCAGCUGCUUCUAAUGAUCAUUUCGAAUGCUUGAAAUAUGCUUUUGAAAAUGGCUGUAAAUGGGAUAGUCGUACAACAACUGCGGCUGCCAAAAGAGGUGAUUUAAAAAUGUUAAAAUAUGCACAUGAAAAUGAAUGUUCAUGGGAUGAAAGCACAACAGAAGCAGCUGCUUCUAAUGAUCAUUUCGAAUGCUUGAAAUAUGCUUUUGAAAAUGGCUGUAAAUGGGAUAGUCGUACAACAACUGCGGCUGCCAAAAGAGGUGAUUUAAAAAUGUUAAAAUAUGCACAUGAAAAUGAAUGUUCAUGGGAUGAAAGCACAACAGAAGCAGCUGCUUCUAAUGAUCAUUUCGAAUGCUUGAAAUAUGCUUUUGAAAAUGGCUGUAAAUGGAAUCAAAAUAUCAUGAGAAGUGCAAUUAUAAAGGGUAAUCUAGACGUAAUAAAAUAUGUUUACGAAAAUGGAUGUUUGUGGUGUGAAGGAACUCUGCGUGAAGCUGCUGCAAAAGGUAAUAUGGAAUUUUUAAAAUAUGCUCAUCAAAAUGGUUGCAAAUGGGAUGAAGGUACAACUCGAGCUGCUGCAACAAGUGGUUGUUUCAACUGUUUAAAGUAUGCAUACGAAAAUGGAUGUGUUUGGGAUGAAGGCACUACUCGAGCUGCUGCCGCAAGUGGUUGUUUAGAGUGUUUGGUAUAUGCUCAUGAUAAGGAAUGUAAUUGGGAUAAAGAUACAAUAGUUGUAGCAGCUGUGCAUGGUAAGUUAGAUUGCUUAAAAUAUGCCCGUAAACAUGGAUGUGAUUGGGUUGAAGGUAUGAUAAGAGGGGCAGCAGCAAAUGGACAUUUAAAUUGCCUAAAAUUUGCGCAUGAAAAUGGGUGUCCCUGGGAGGAAGGUACAACAAGGGAAGCUGCUGCGAGUAGUUAUAUUAAAUGUUUAAUAUUUGCACAUGAAAAUGGAUGUAAAUGGGAUGAAGGAACUAAAAGUGGAGCUGCCGCAAAUGGUCAUUUAGACUGCUUAAAAUAUGCUCAUGAAAAUGGUUGUGAGUGGGACGAAGGCACAACAAGACUUGCUGCUUCAUAUGGUGAAUUAUAUUGCUUAAAAUAUGCACACGAAAAUAAUUGUCCAUGGAGUAGCGGUACCUUUUCUGAAGCUAUACGAAAAGGUUACAUUAAAAUAAUUAGAUAUGUUACUAAAAAUGGAUGUCCUAAUUAAUAUUCUAAUGAAAUAUUUGUAACUUUUAUCAUAUUCAUUUAUGUCAAUUAUAUUAUUUAAAAUAAAUUAACAGGAACCAAUAAUUAAUAUAUACAUUGUACAAUAUAUA
Messenger RNA from Daktulosphaira vitifoliae (grape phylloxera), 4793 nucleotides. RefSeq lists its product as uncharacterized. The transcript is spliced from 6 exons. Lineage: Eukaryota; Metazoa; Arthropoda; Insecta; Hemiptera; Phylloxeridae. The record is from RefSeq and is a predicted model, not a curated record. The coding region runs from base 122 to 4684 and encodes 1520 amino acids.